GCCAACCACCAGUACCACCCCUACGGGCACUCUCAUUUCCUCUAACAAUCAUUUCCCUGGUGACAUAUCAAAAUUUAUAUUUUCCUUAACUGUUUCUUAAAUUCUUUCCUCUCAACCACCAUGAAGCCCGUCGUCUCCGCGCUCAAUGCGUGGAGUUGUUUCAUCAUCUCCAUCUUCGCCGUCAUUAUUCUCUCCGUCAUUGGUUCGCUGUAUAAACGCAACCACCACUCGCUUAUGGGCUCGAGAGACGACCCUAAAGAUGGUACCGCAGUCGCAGGGUCCAUUUUCACUGCUGUUAUAGUAUAUGCCGCAUUUGCUGUGUUUUGCGGUCUACAAGCAUACCUCCACGUUCGAUCAAGUCGAAGAGGAGCGAUAACCUUGUCCUAAGUGACUCGAAAAUGAACAGUGAUGAGAUGCACUUGCAUCGAUUCUAAUACGAUUUCCUUGAUAUAUUUGUUUUCAAAACGGAUCGCGGAGUAUACGGCUGUUUCUUGUCUAGGAUUCUAAGUUUUACAAUUCUUUUGCUCCUCGCAGAGCUGGUAGAACCUUUGCGAGUUGAUAGGCGUGUGAUAAACGUGGCUUGUUCGGUUCUUAUCUUGUUUUGUCAUAUUCCAUACUAUAUGUGUAUAUCUACAGAAACCAGGCUUUUGGUUGAUGGGAAGUUUUACAUUAUAUGAUAUCUACCCAACUAAUGAUGCUAGGGUGGUUUCGUCCCUUCGGUUGAUGGACGAGUUAAUAGAUCAACACAAGUUUAUACCGACAGAUAUCUUGUCUU
Coccidioides immitis RS is the source of this 775-nucleotide messenger RNA. RefSeq lists its product as uncharacterized. Bases 121 to 387 code for a protein of 88 amino acids. Lineage: Eukaryota; Fungi; Ascomycota; Eurotiomycetes; Onygenales; Onygenaceae. The transcript has 4 exons. The record is from RefSeq and is a predicted model, not a curated record.